Molecule: messenger RNA, 22361 nt
Organism: Oryctolagus cuniculus (rabbit)
Lineage: Eukaryota; Metazoa; Chordata; Mammalia; Lagomorpha; Leporidae
Source: RefSeq, a predicted model, not a curated record
UGUUCUGCUGCGCCAGCACUGCAGCAGGUUCUCGUCCUCCCCUGCCGUGACUCAUCUCUGUUCACUUGCACUGGCCUCUUUUCAUGUCCACCUGUUUGCCAUGCCCCCUGAGCCACAGGAAGGGUGGGAGGAAUAGUAUGCAUUCUGAGUCUGGACCGCGUGGCAUGUGGAGACGCACUUACAGGCACACGCAGUUACCUGGUAGCUACUGCUGCCCGUUGUGUUUGUGCAUGUGUGUACUAUAUGUGUGUAUGCACAUGUAAUGUGUUCCAUGUUCGGUACAUACACGUGUCCUGUUUGUAUACAGCAUGUGACAUGUACAGACUCUGUGUUCAUGUGUGUUGUGCAUUUGUGCUUGGUGUAUACAUAGCACAUAUGCUAUGUAUGUGCAUCCUGGGUGUGUACUGUACAUGGGUACAUGUGUGCGCUGUGUGUUAUAUGUGUACAUGUGCUGUGCAUGCACUGUACAUUCCAGGGUGCACUGGGUCACUCAGAUCUCCCAGCUGCUCAUCACUGGGUUCUGAAGGAAGCUUACCAUUUUUGCCUAGGAAGUUGAAAUUUGAAUGUUUAUUGUAAAUGCUUUCUAUCUGUCUUCUUCUGUUAUUGCUGGAUACUAUAAUGGGUUUUUAUUUUCUUUUUAAAAUAGUUUUUGAGGCCGGCGCCACGGCUCACUAGGCUAAUCCUCUGCCUUGCGGCGCUGGCACACCGGGUUCUAGUCCCGGUCGGGGCACCGGAUUCUGUCCCGGUUGCCCCUCUUCCAGGCCAGCUCUCUGCUGUGGCCAGGGAGUGCAGUGGAGGAUGGCCCAAGUACUUGGGCCUUGCACCCCAUGGGAGACCAGGAUAAGUACCUGGCUCCUGCCAUCGGAUCAGCAUGGUGCGCCGGCCGCGGCGGCCAUUGGAGGGUGAACCAACGGCAAAGGAAGACCUUUCUUUCUGUCUCUCUCUCUCUCACUGUCCACUCUGCCUGUCAAAAAAUAAUAAUAAUAAUAAAAUAAAAUAAAAAUUAAAAAGUUUUUGAAGCAAUACCUAGUCAUUCUAUCAUUUCAUCUGUAGAUAUUUCAGUGUCUAUCUUUCAAGGAUGAGGACUCUUGUGUAUCUUGAAUCUCCAAGCCAGCGCUCCUAUUACAGCACACGCUGGUCUGUCUGCUCCACCAGGGCCUGUCGCCCAUGCCAGCCCCAGGAAAGUGCCUUAUAACACACAGCUUCCCUCACUUUUCUUUGUCCCUUGGAAUUGAUUUGUUGAAAGAGCAGAGUUAUUUGCUCUUUGGAGACCGCGUCUGUGAGCAGCCCCAGAUCUGGAGUCUCAUGGGUGGCACUGUCUGUCCCUCAGGGAUGGGUAAGAUCAUCUGUUUGCCCAUCUGUGGAUCCUGCUUUUUAAGAUCUGCUCUUCUUUCUUGUGUCCAAAGAGGCAUAAACGCCUUUGAACUCAGGGCUUUCCUUUUUGGGAAAAAAAAAGUGUUCAUCUUUGCCAUGGAGUAUUUUAAGUGUGCCACUUUUGUCACUUUUUCCUCUGGAUCUCUCUCUUAGUCUUUUUUUUUUUUUUUUAAGAUUUAUUUUAUUUAUUUCAAAGGCACAGUUACAGAGGGUGGUGGGGAGAGGAGACACACACAGAGAGAAUCUUUCAUCUGCUAGUUCACUCCCUAAAUGAUUGCAAUGGCCAGAGCUGGGUCAGACUGAAGCCAGGAGCCCAGAGUUUCCUCCGGGUCUCCCACAUGAGUGCAGGGAUCCAAGCACUUGGACCAUCUUCCACUACUUUCCCAGGCCAUAGCAGAAAGCUGGAUCGGAAGUAGAGCAGCCGGGUCUUGAACCAGUUGCCUAUAUGGGAUGCUGGCACUGCAGAUGGCAGCUUUACCUGCUACACCACAGUGCUACCCCCUCUUUUUUUUUUUUUUAAAGAUGUAUUUAUUUGAAGGGCAGAGUUACAAAGAGAGAGAGGUCUUCCAUUCGCUGGUUGACUCCCCAAAUGGCUGCAGUGGCCAGGGCUGUGUCAUGCUGAAGCCAGGAGCCAGGAGCCUCUUCCAGGUCUCCUACAUGGGUGCAGGGGUCUAUACACUUGAGCCACCUCCACUGUUCUUCCGGUGCAUGAGCAGGGAGCUGGAUAGAAAGUGGAACAGCUGGAACUCAAACCAGUACCCAUAUGGAAUGCGGGCAUUGCAGGUGGAGACUUAGCCUUAGUCCUUUUAGUGUCAUGUACAAGCCAGCUUUCUAGCAGUGACCAGCACAUUCUGCAGGAUGCUGGCCACAAUCAAUAGAAUUUGCUGGGGUUCAGUACAUCUCGUGUGUUCAGUGUUUAGAAAACCCCUAGUGCUAUCAAGGCAGACAUACCCAGAGUUCCCCCCGCCCCGCAUUCUUCUGAGAGCCUAUAGGAGCAUGCAGGCUGUACCCUAAUGGCAUCUGGGGGUGUCCCCAUGUCCAUCCUUACACAGGUGUUUGGGGCUGAGACACUCUCUGUGUUCCACAGUUACGUUGAAGUUAAAAUAGGAGCUGAGCUCUGGGGUAAAGAGUAGGAACUUUUCCUGUUAAUUGCAAAGUUGACCAUGUCGUUUGAGAGGUCCUUCUGUUUUCCACACAUCCAGUGUCUACCAGCCAUUCUGACGCCGUGUGCACUUUGUCUCAAAGCUGGGGACGGAUUGGGAGACAUCAGGUUGAACAAGCCCAGAGCUGAGGGUAGAAUCAGGCUCUCUGGUCAUCCUGGGGGUUGCCGUCUUCCCUGGGACAGCAAAGACAUGAGCUUCAAGUAUUCAGUGACCCGUUGGAUGCUGGAAACAGUGGGUACUGUGCACCAGGACCAUGGUAUUAGGGCCAUGGUCAGGGCAGAAGGAAGGGGUCCGCGGUUCAGAGUGACAGGUUUGGGGGGUGGGCAGUGCUCAGGAGGUGCUGCUAGGGUAUGGGGGAAGGGCUGUGGACUCAUCGAUGGAAUGACCUAGUUUCACACAAGAUUGUCUUUUUGAGGUAGAACACAUGUUUCCUAUUUAGAGAAGAAUUCGUUGCUGUACAGUUGAAGCCCAAGCCUAAGUAGGAACGAGUUAAAUUUCUGGGGAAAACAAAAAUGCAAGAAACCCUCCUCCAUCCAGCUGUGGUUUUUGUUGCAAAUGCUAUUAAAGCCGUUGCGUCGGGCUGUGUCUUGGUGAUUUAUGUUGUAGUUGGGGGAGCUGAGGACUGCACAGGGAUGGACGUGGGUUGUGGUACCCAACCCCCAAACCGCUGUGGUCAGUGGUCAGUGUUGGCCACAUGCUUGGGGAGGCAGAGGGAGGGCCUGGAGGUCAUGGGGAGAGCUGACUGGCCUGGGCUUGGCAGAGCCGCUUGACCCGCCUCGAUGUCUGUUCCCGCCUCAGAACUGCUACUGCCCUCAGUUUAUGGAAUCUGUGGACGCCACGUGGUGGAUGCAGGGUUUGGAAAGGAUAAAACAAAAAGUGGUGUUUGGCUGUUCCCGAAACAGGGCGUUUCGGGUCAGUGUCAAGUUCCCUCACGAUCUCCAUUUCUCUGCCCUGUCCUGCGACUGGGAUUCCCUCAUUCUGCUUCCAUCUCCCAGGAAUGGACCAGAUGGAAUCCAGGUACAGGUCUGCUCAGUGGGCAUGGAGUGUAGGGACUGGCUCCUGUGAACUUCUCAGGGUCUGGCAGCCAUGGCAGUGAAAGGAGCCCCUUGUGAGAUCUGAAAUUUUAUGAACAACCGGAAGUGAUGUGUUGCAGACAAGAUGCAGGUACGUGAAAAAAAUGUAUUAAACUACCUUCUGGCUCUGUGUAUCAAGGUGUAUAUGAAACACAAAUGGACUCUUGGGUCCCACCCCCAAGAGAUCUCAUUUUGUAAAUGCAGAUAUUCCAAAGUCUUUUUAAAAAUCUAAAAUCUAAAAAUGCUUUUGGUCCUAAGCAUAUUGGAUAAGGUUACCCAACUUAUGCUUUUGAAAAAUUUCUGUUUUCCUUAGAGGCAGACAGGCAGAGCCCUCAUCUGCCUGUUUAUUUCUUAAACGCCCACUACAGCUUGGCUGGGCUGAGGCUGAAACCAGGGGCCAAGAACUUAAUCCAGGCACAAUCCAAACGACUUGAGCCAUCACCAUGGUGUCUCCAGGUCUGUGUCAGCAGUAGGCAGGAACUGGAAGCCGGAGGCAAGCGUCAGACCCAGAUAUUCCAGUGUGGGACAUGGGACACACUUGCUCCCUCCCCUGCCCCCAUGUUAUACUUUAUGGUGAAUGUCCAUGAUGCCACAGCCUGUGUCUUCUCUGAAUAUGGAGCUGUAGGAAGAGCCUCAUCACGAGGGCAAGCUACCCUUGUUGCUUCUGGCAUUCAUAUAUAGUAAGGACUGGGUAUCCUGCAAAGAGCCCUAGACAAGGAGCAGGGAGCCACUCCCUGGCCUCAGCCCCACCUCCCCUCUAACGUGGAAGCCCCCAUAAUACACUGGAAGCUGAAUUAUGGGAAUACACCAUGCCUUGCUUCUACUCGGUCCUAAUUCUUUCUGGGCCUGAUAGUCACAGUGAGUGUACCUUGGAUAGAUAGACGCCCCAGCUGCGGGAGUGUCCUUCUGCCUGUAGCCACAUCAGCAGAGCUCAGGGCCAGGGGCCGUGAUGGGAAUGUCAUGUGGGCAAUUCUAGAUUCCAGAUGCCCAUGUACAUCAGUUGUCGCCUCCAGGAAGCUGAACACGGAGGGAGCCCAGAAGGAGUCAGUUCAGAGUCUGUGCUGAAAACAUGACCUCAGAAUGGGCGGGCAUCAAAUGAGCAUCUCUCCCAGAAAAUCAGUGCUGGAGGGAGACUUCAGGUUUGGGAGUUACCUGUUUCCUCUGAUUAUUUUUCUGUCAUCCUAGACAUCAUUUAAAUGAAGUUCAAGUCUUAAAACAGUGUUUGAUAGUCUUAUUGUAAAAUUUUUAAACCAAUUUUUAACUUAAAAAAUAUUUAUCUGAAAUUCAAAGCAACAGAGAAAGAGAGACAGAGAAAGAGAUCUUCCAUCUGCUGGUUCAUUCCCCCAAAUAGCUGCCGCAGUGGCUGGUCCACAUGGAAGCCAGGAGCCCGAAACACCGUUGGAGUCUUUUGCAUAGGUGCAGGGGCCCAAGCACCUGGGCCAUCUGCUGCCUUCUCAGGUGCAUCAGCAAGUAGCCGGAUUGGACGUGGAGCACCUGGGACAUGAACCAGUGCUCUGCUAUGGGAUGCUGGAGUUGCAAGCGGCACUCAACCCACUGUGCCACAAUGCCAGCCCCUAUUUUUAGAUUGUUGAGAAGCAUCCACAGUGUUUUAUGCAGUGGCUGCACUAAUUUGCAUUCCCACUAGCCAUGUGCAAGGGUUCCCCUUUCUCCACAUCCUUUCCAGAAUCUUCCUACUGGGAAUGUACCCUAAGGACGUGAAGUCAGUCAGUGGAAGAGAUGGCUGUACUCACAUGUUAACUACAGCAGCCCAUCAAGUGGUGAAUGAAUGAAGAAAAUGUGGCUCAUAUGCUUGACAGAAUAGCAUUCAACCAUAAAAAAAAUAGGAUAAAAUGUUGUCAUUUGUGGAAUUUUUAAAAGUGAAGCUCAUAGUAGUAAGCAGAAUUGUGGUUAGUGGAGACUGGAGAGAGUCCAGGAAAGAUUGGUUGGUUGGUUGGUUGGUUAGUUAGUUAGACCAGGAAGGAUUGGUUAGUUGAUACAAAGCCACAGAUAGUAGGUAGAGUAAGUUCUGGAUUCUGUUCUACAGAAGGUUGAUUAUAAUCAGUAGUAUCGCACCAUACAUUUCAGAAUAGCUGGAAGACAGGAUUUUGAAUGUUCUCAUCACAAAGACAUGAUAAAUAUUUGAGAUGACGGAUAACCUCAAUGUUCUGAAUUGAUCACUACACGUUGUAUACAUGUACCAGACAUCACUCUGUGACCCAUAGCAUGGUUUUUAUGUGUCUAUUCAAAAACAGAUAAACACGGUGCUUGCUCAUUUCAUUACUGAAUACCUGGCUGCAUAGUGUAAUUUAGUCACACACUGCAUGAUAACAUUGUGGCUGGUGACAGACCACAUAUACCACUGUGGGACUGUAAGGUUGCAUCACCUAGUGAUGUCGUAGGCAUCUUGACUUGUUGAUGUUUGCAGGAUGACACAGUCUUAACAACCCUUCUCUCAGAGUGUGUCCCCAGUGUUCAGCAGUACAUGACUAUAUGUGUCUUAAGUAGGACAUUUUUCUUUAUUAACUUUUUUAUGGUAAAAUAUAUUCAAAGAAAAGCCAGCACCGUGGCUCAAUAGGCUAAUCCUCCUCCUGCGGCACUGGCACACCAGGUUCUAGUCCCAGUCGGGGUGCCGGAUUCUGUCCCGGUUGCCCCUCUUCCAGGCCAGCUCUCUGCUGUGGCCCAGGAAUGCAGUGGAGGAUGGCCCAAGUGCUUGGGCCCUGCACCCCGUGGGAGACCAGGAGAAGCCCCUGGCUCCUGCCUUCGGAUCAGCGCAGUGCACCAGCCGCAGCGUGCCGGCUGCGGCAGCCAUUGAAGGGUGAACCAAUGGCAAAAGGAAGACCUUUCUCUCUGUCUCUCUCUCUCACUGUCCACUCUGCCUGUCAAAAAAAAAAAAUAUAUAUAUAUAUAUAUAUAUAUUCAAAGAAUCCCAGAAAACCCACAACUAAACAAAGAAAAACAUAUAUGCAUAUAUGUAUUUAUAAAAUACAGAAAUGUUGUCAUUUUAACCUUUAAAUUUUUUUAAAAAAAUUGUACUUGAGGGGCUGGUGCCGUGGUGCACUAGGUUAAUCCUCUGUGGCACCAGCAUCCCGUAUGGGCGCCGAUUCUAGUCCCAGCUGCUCCUCUUCCAAUCCAGCUCUCUGCUGUGACCUGGGAAGGCAGUGGAGGAUGGGCCAAGUGCUUGGGCCCCUGCACCCACGUGGGAGACCAGGAGGAAGCACUUGGCUCUUGGCUUCAGAUUGGUGUAGCUCCAGCCAUUGCAGCCAUUUGGAGGGUGAACCAACGGAAGGAAGAUCUUUCUCUCUGUCUCUCUCUCUCACUGUCUGUAACUCUACCUGUCAAAUAAAUUAAAAAAAAAAAAAUUGUACUUGAGAGGUAGAGAGAGACAGAGAUAGAGAGCUCACUCCCCCAGUGCCCACAGCAGCUGGGGCUUGGCUGGACAGAAGUCAGGAGCCUGGAACUCCAUCUGGGUCUCCAAGGUGGGUGGCAAGGACCUACCUAAGCAACUAAGCGAUCACCGGCUACCUCCCAGGAUGCCCAUAACUUUUUCAUUGUCCCAAACUGAAACUCUAUACCCAUUAGCAGUAACUUCAUGUUCCCUCCUUCCUCAGCCCCUGACUGUUGCAGUUCUACUUUCUGUCUCUGUGAACAUGCCUGUUCUAGAAACUGUAAGUAGAGUCACACAGUAUUUGUCCUUUUGUGUCAGGCAUAUUUCACUUAGUGCAGUGUUUUGAAGGCUGACCUAUAUGAUGCGUGAGUUGGGAUUUCAUCCCUGAAGAAAUAGCCAAUUCUGUGGGUUAAUGCUGUGUAUCUGUCAUUUAUUGAUGCACAGUUGAAUUGUCUCCAACUUUGGGCUGUUGUGAGUAGUGCUGUAAUGAACACACCCACAGGUGUCUGUGUGAGUCCUGGUUUACAGUUCUCUGAGGUGUGUACCUGAGAGUGGGUUUGCUGGGUCCUAUGGUGAUUCUAGGCUUGGCUUUUGGAGGAACUACUCCACGGAGACUGCUCCAUUUUAUAUUCUCCAUCAUUGCCCAAAGAUUCCAGAUUUUCCACAUCCUCUCAUCAUGUUUUCCUUUCUAAAUUUGUUGUAGCCAUCUGGUGAGUGUGAGGUAAUACUUCGGUGUGAUUUUGAUUUGUAUUCCCUUGAUGACUAGUGAUGUUGAACAUCUUUUAUGUGCUUAUUGGCCAUUUGUAUAUCAUUUUUGGAGAAAUACCUUUUUAAGUCCUUUACUCGUUUAUUAAUUGGAUUGUUUGUCUAUUUAUUGGCCAGCAUUAAAUGUUCCAUAUGUAUUCUGGAUAUUAGACCUUUAUCAGAUCUAUGUCUUGCAAGUAUUUUUUCCAUUCUGUGGGUUGUCUUUUUAAAAAUUUAUUUAUUUAUUUGAGUUCCUGGCUCCCAGUCCUGGCCCUGGCCCAUCCACAGCCAUUUGAGGAGUGAACAAGUGAGUCAGGGCCAGGACCGGGAGCCAGGAACUCAACCCAGGUCUUCCACCUUGGAGGCAGGGCCUCAGUUAUUUGAACCAUCACUGCUGCCUCACAUGGUUUGCAUUAGCAGGAAGCUGGAAUCAGGGAAUUGAGCUGAAACUGAGAAUUGAGCUCAUUUACUGUGGUAUGAGACAUGAGUGUCUUCACUGCUGGGUUGAACUCCCAUGCCUAUGGGUUAUCUUUGAACUUUCUCCUUGCUGUCCUUUGAUGCUAUUCUGACACCAACCCCAAGUGGUAUAUUGUCAUUCUAUUCUGUUCACCAACAGCACUGCUCCCAAUUCAGACGCUAGCUGCGAGCAGGUCCCCAGGGUGCUCACCCUUCUGACCAACUGGCUGUAAACCUGAGGGUUUCCACAACUCCUUCCUGACGAUUUGUAAUUCAUUAGAACUCCUCUCAGUCUUCGUAGUUCAUUAGAACAGUUCACAAACCUUGGGAAAGCAGUGUGCUUGGGAUUAUGGCUUUAAUAAAAGAUACAAAUCAGUAACAACCAAAUGAAGAGACAUGGAGCAAAGCCUGGGAGGCACUAUAUGUGGAGCCCUCCCUUGAGGAUUUGUAGGGUCAUCCUCCAGCCAAGUCUGUGUGUCCACCCACCAAGAAGCUCCACUGAGCAUGAUGGAUUAAACUGUUGGCUCCUGGGACUGACCCAGUUGCCAGUCUCACCCCAUCUCCUUUCUUUGAGCUACAUAACCCGUAGCUCCUACCCUCUAAGUGCUUGGCUGCCCCUUCCUGAAACUAUCUUGAGAACCGCCGUGAGUCAGUGUGUUGGCAUAAACUCAGGCGUGGUUCCAAGAGCUCGUGAAUAGCAGACACUGCUGUUAGAUACCUGGGAAAUUCCAAAGGUUUAGAUUCACCCUCCUAGAAACCAGGGGCAAGGCCAAUCAAGUUAUUUUCUUAAGAUUUAUUUUAUUCAUUUGAAAGGCAGAAUUAGAGAGAGGGAGAGACAGAGACACAUGUACACAUACACACACAGAUCUACUACCCACUGGUUCACUCUGCAAAUGGCCACAAUGGCUGGGGCUGAGUCGGAUCUGGGCUGGGCCAGGCAGAAUUUUGGAGCUUGGAACUCCAUCUGGGUCUUCCACAUGGGUGUAGGGGCCCAAGCACUUGAGCUGUCUUCCACUGCUUUCCCAGGCACUUUAGCAGGGAGCUGGAUCGGAAAUGGAGAAGCUGAGACUCAAACUGAUGCUCAUUUGGGAUGUUGGCAUUGCAGAUAAUGCUUCAACCUGCAGUGCCAAAACAGCAGGCCCCCAAAUUCUUUAUAAUUCAACAGGUGUAAAAGUUUUAAAUUAUGAUGAAGUCUAGUUUAUCUAACUUUUUUCCCUUUGGUUUGUGCUUUCAAUGUCACACUGAAGAAUCCAUUUCAGUGUUGUGAUAAAGUGGGUUAAGCCACUGCUCACAACACCCACAUCCCAUAUCAAAGGGCCAAUUUGAGUUCUGGCUUCUUGUAAAUGCACCUGGAAAAGCAGUACAUUUAGAAUUCUCAUCCAUUUAAAGAUUUAACAUUUUUUUGUUUAUUUAAUUUUAUUUGAGAGAGAAACAGAUCUCAUGUCUGUUGGUUCACACCCCAGCUGCCUGCGAUCGCAGAGCUUGGGUCAGGCCAGUGUCCCAACUGAUAUCUUCACUGCCAGGCCAAACAGCAUCCUGUUAAUCCAUUCCUUAAUUUUUGUGCAUGAAGUAAACUAAGGUUUCAGUCUGCAUUCUUUUGCGUGUCGAUAUCCAGUUGUCUUCAUGCUAUUCGGCAAACAGACUGUUCUUUCCUCACUUAGUAUUCUUAACCUGUCAAACAUCUCUCUGUGGGUUUAUUUCUGAUCCACUCAUUCUGUCCAGUGGUCUGGUGUCACUAUUCUGAUCACUAUCAUUUUGUUGUAAAUUUUGAUAUCGAGAAGUGUGUCUUCCAACUUCAUUCUUCUUCUUCAAAAGUGUUGUGGCUAGUCUACUUCUAUUGUAGUUCCAUGUGAAUUUGAGAAUCAGCUUUUCCAUCUCUAAAAACAGUGCUACUGGGCUGGCGUCAUGGCAUAGUAGGUAAAGCCACUACCUGUGGCGCCAGCAUCCUAUAUAGGCAGCAAUUCGAGUCCCUACUGCUCUACUUCCGAUCCAGCUCUCUGCUAUGGCCUGAGAAAGCAGUGAAAAAUGACCCAAGUCCUUGGGUCCCUGCACCCGCAUGGGAGACCCUCCUGGCUCCCAGCUUUGGAUCGGCAUAGCGCCAGCUGUUGCGACCAGUUGGGGAAUGAACCAGCAGAUGGAAGACCUCUCUCUUGCUCUCUCUGCCUCUCCUUCUCUCUCUGUGUAGCUCUGGCUUUCAAGUAAAUAAUUAAAUCUUCCCACUGACUGUGCUGCUGGCUGUGUGCUUCUCACAAAUGCCCUUAAUCACGUUACAGGAGUUCCUUCUGUUUAUUGUCACCUGUGUGUUUUUGUUAUGGAAGCAUGUUGAAUUUUGGCAGUGUUUUUUCUUUAUCUUCCUUUUUUUUAAUAUUUAUUUAUUUGAAAGAGUUACAGAGGGGGUGGGGGAGACAGAGAUCUUCCAUCUGCUGGUUCACAACCCAGAUGGCCACAGUGCCUAGGUCUGGGCCAGGCCGAAGCCAGGAGCCAGGAGUUUCAUCCAGGUCUCCCACAUGGGUGCAGUUGGGCCAUCCUCCCCUGUUUUCCCAGGCCAUAGCAGGGAGCUGGAUUGGAAGUAGAGCAUCCCACACGGGAUUCUGGCUCCAGCAGUGUGUUUUCUGUAGCAAAUCGAUCAUGUGCAUCUCACAUGGAUUUAUUUCACUGUUGUCUUUUUUAUUUUUUUAUUUUUAAAGAUUUUAUUUAUUUUAUUUGAAAGAGUUAACACAGAGAGGAGAGGCAGAGGCAGAGAGAGAGAGAGAGAGAGAGGUCUUCCAUCCGAUGGUUCACUCCCCACUUGGCCGCAAUGGCCGGAGCUGAAGCCAGUAGCCAGGAACUUCCUCCGGGUCUUCUACACAGGUGCAGGGGCCCAAGGAUUUGGGCCAUCUUCUACGGCUUUCCCAGGCCACAGCAGAGAGCUAGAUUGGAAGUGGAGCAGCUGGGUCUUGAACCGGCACCCAUAUGGGAUGCUGGCGCUUCAGGCCAGGGCGUUAACCCCCUGUGCCACAGUGCUGGCCCCUCACUAUUGUCUUUUUUUUUUUUUUUUUUUUGACAGAGUGGACAGUGAGAGAGACAGAGAAAGGUCUUCCUUUUGCCGUUGGUUCACCCUCCAAUGGCUGGCGGCACGCUGCGGCCAGUGCAUCGCGCUGAUCCGAAGCCAGGAGCCAGGUGCUUCUCCUGGUCUCCCAUGGGGUGCAGGGCCCAAGCACUUGGGCCAUCCUCCACUGCACUCCCUGGCCACAGCAGAGAGCUGGCCUGGAAGAGGGGCAACCGGGACAGAAUCCAGCACCCGACCAGGACUAGAAUCCGGUGUGCCAGCGCCGCAAGGCGGAGGAUUAGCCUAGUGAGCCACGGUGCCGGCCAUCACUAUUGUCUUAAUAUGUUGUGUUUUCAUUUUCAUUUAUCUCAAAAGUUUUCCUAAUUACCCUUCCUUGACUCUUUGGGUGUUUAAUUUCCAUCUGUUAGUGAAUGUCGUAAUUUGCCACAUUUCUAGUUUCAGUCUGCUUGAGCACAUGGAGUCUUGCUGCCCACACCGUCUGUGCUGGAGCAGAGUGGGCAUUGUGCUGGCUCUGAAUUAUGUCUCGUGGGUCCUGUGGGCUCCUGGUGUUCUUCCAGUCCUGUGUUUCCUUACUGAUCUCCUCUCUAGAUAUUCUCUUCAUCAUGGACAUCCUUUUUACUAAUUUUAAAGGAUGGUUUACAAGUAUUAUGGUUUUUGGUUCAGAGUGAGAAGUGGGUCCUGAGGUUUGGACAUAUUGAGUUAUCCUAAAUGCUUACCAGGGGGGAUGUCCAGGGAGACCAGUGACUGCAGGCCCUGACAGUGCCAUGGCUGUCCCCUGCUGAGGGGGGAGGGGCCAUUACUGCCGCUUAGCUGUGUGAUUCAUUUCUCCCAGUGGUCCACUUUGUACAGAAGAGGCUUCUGCCCUAGGUCUAAGUGAGAACGAAGAGAGAAUGUGGCCUGUGGCAGGGCAAGCAGAGUGUUCAGUGCCUGUAAGCUCUGAAUGAAAAAGUGGGCUGGGGCUCUGCUCAGCAUUGAGGAGGCCCACUCUGAAUGCGUUUCCAGUUUGUUUCCUGAUUUGAGGGUACCACUGGGGUGCAUAGUCCCACAUGUGAGAUGGACCUCCAGUGGCACCUGGCUUAAGUAAGUCGGCAUUUCGUUUACUGAGGUUUCACCACACUCUUCAACAGUCAGCUUCUUUUCCGAUCUGGGGGAAGGGAGUCAUAUGGAUUGUUGGAGUUGCCCUCACUCUCCAGGGCCAUUUCCUGGGCCUUGGGAGAGAAUGUUCACUUGUCACCAGCAGCCGCCAGCACAUGUCGUGCAAGGUUCACAGGUCUCUGAGGACCCAACCCCCAGCCAGCUCCGAGACCCCUCAGAAAAGCACAGUCCUGACCAUGGUCAGCUUCGGCCUUGCAGUGUGUGUGUGUGUGUGUGUGUGUGCGUGUGUGGUGGCCCUGAGGAUGGAGGGGCCCCUAGGAAUGCAGCUGUGGGGAGUGUGGUCUGGGGUGGUCUCUGAGUGCUGAAUGUGACAGAUCACAGCAGAACGUUCCUUCCAGCCCCUAGGGCUUUGGCUGCAGGGAAAGUCAACUCUCCCCCUUCACCUUCCCCAUAGCAUAUUAAUGGCCCCAACUGGUAGAACUAUUUGGAGUUGCAGACAGCUUGAUUUAUCCCAGCUCUAUUCUUAAAUGGUUGCUAAUUUCUCACUGCAAGAAUAUUCACAGAUUCUGGGUGAGUCAGCUUAAUAACAGUUCAGGGCAGGCAGCCGAGCUAAUGCUAACUCACUGCAGACACUCAGUGCCAUGCCGCUGUGCUCCACAUCCUGAGGUGCUGCAAAAAGGUACAGCAGACCCUCUUCUUUUCUCAGACUCUAGGCAGAGAGAAUAGCCAGUGCACCACGGGAGCGGGGAGCAUGUCCUCUGGCUACGGUCACACAGGGCAUUUGGGGGUGAGGAGCAUGUCCUCCAGGCCAUGGUCACACAGGGCGUUUGGGGGUGAGCAGCAUGUCCUCCAGGCCAUGGUCACACAGAGCGUUUGGGGGUGAGGAGCGUGUUCUCCGGGCCACUGUCACACGGGGCGUUUGGGGGUGAGGAGCGUGUCCUCCGGGCCACUGUCACACGGGGCGUUUGGGGGUGAGGAGCGUGUUCUCCGGGCCACUGUCACACGGGGCGUUUGGGGGUGAGGAGCGUGUUCUCCGGGCCACUGUCACACGGGGCGUUUGGGGGUGAGGAGCGUGUUCUCCGGGCCACUGUCACACGGGGCGUUUGGGGGUGAGGAGCGUGUUCUCCGGGCCACUGUCACACGGGGCGUUUGGGGGUGAGGAGCGUGUCCUCCGGGCCAUGGUCACACAGGGCGUUUGGGGGUGAGGAGCGUGUUCUCCGGGCCACUGUCACACGGGGCGUUUGGGGGUGAGGAGCGUGUCCUCCGGACCAUGGUCACACAGGGCGUUUGGGGGUGAGGAGCGUGUUCUCCGGGCCACUGUCACACGGGGCGUUGGGGGUGAGGAGCGUGUCCUCCGGGCCAUGGUCACACGGGGCGCUUGGGGGUGAGGAGCGUGUCCUCCAGGCCACGGUCACACGGGGCGUUUGGGGGUGAGGAGUGUGUCCUCCAGGCCAUGGUCACACAGGGCGUUUGGGGGUGAGGAGCGUGUCCUCCGGGCCAUGGUCACACAGGGCGUUUGGGGGUGAGGAGCAUGUCCUCCGGGCCAUGGUCACACGGGGCGCUUGGGGGUGAGGAGCGUGUCCUCCAGGCCACGGUCACACGGGGCGUUUGGGGGUGAGGAGCGUGUCCUCCGGGCCACUGUCACACGGGGCGUUUGGGGGUGAGGAGCGUGUCCUCCGGGCCAUGGUCACACAGGGCGUUUGGGGGUGAGGAGCGUGUUCUCCGGGCCACUGUCACACAGGGCGUUUGGGGGUGAGGAGCGUGUCCUCCGGGCCAUGGUCACACGGGGCGUUUGGGGGUGAGGAGCGUGUCCUCCGGGCCAUGGUCACACGGGGCGUUUGGGAGUGAGGAGCGUGUCCUCCGGGCCAUGGUCACACGGGGCAUUUGGGGGUGAGGAGCGUGUCCUCUGGGCCACGGUCACACAGGGCGUUUGGGGGUGAGGAGCGUGUCCUCCGGGCCAUGGUCACACAGGGUGUUUGGGGGUGAGGAGUGCGUCUUCCGGGCCAUGGUCACACAGGGCAUUUGGGGGUGAGGAGCGUGUCCUCCGGGCCAUGGUCACACAGGGUGUUUGGGGGUGAGGAGCGUGUCCUCCGGGCCAUGGUCACACAGGGUGUUUGGGGGUGAGGAGUGCGUCUUCCGGGCCACAGUCAUGUGGGGCAGACACUGGUGGGCUCAGGCUGCUGGUGCCUGGCCUUGCCCCUUGGUGGUAUCUACAAGUAAGCAUAUCAAGCAUAUCUCUUUUGGUGAGGACACACAUUCUACCUCACUAAACUGCUUUUCCAUACUUAUUUUCUGUCUUUAUAAACCAAAUGGACAUGGUGAGAAGGGAAAGCUCUCUGUUCCUGUGGCUCCCCUGACAUAUCAUUGCUGUCAGUCCAGAUGGUCUUGAUGGUGCUCAUCCUGGGUCUCAGGAGCUCUGUGAGGAUGGAGGCUGUUGUAAGUUCUUCCUUAGAGAAGCAGGGCCCAAAGAAUUCCUCACAAUCACCAUUGAGGAAAGUAGGCUCGAUGCUCCCCUGGGAACUGUGACCAUCACCCCGUCUCUCUGGCUCCCCUAUAGAGCUGUCCCAGUUGUACCUCUGCUGUCUGCGUGAGUCACCCAGCCUGCUUCCUUCCCAGCCACUGACAGAAGGCACUGCUCACUGCUUGGCACUGCUUGGGCAUCCGUGACCACUGUGAGCUGAACACCUAAGGUCUCACUCACUCUUCCUCUCCUGGACCACACUCACCUGUGUGUUUACGUCUUGCCCAUCCUAAUGUAGACCAAAAAUCUUUUUGGAGUUUAUAAACCACUGUUUCUCCUUAAACUCAAAGCACUAUUUUAGAUCAUUUCUAUGGAAGUAAAAUUGUGACUGGUUACUAGGUUUAUUUAUUAGUGUAAUGAUGGCUUGGGGAUGAGUCCGUUUUGAGUUCUGUCUUUGACUCAGAGCCCAGUGAGGGCUCCCAGAGAGGCCCCUUGAUAUUUCAGAAGUUGGCGACUUUGUGCAUUGAUGACUAGACAGCUUGUCAUCCUGGGCCACAGAAGGAACAACUGUUUUUAAGGUUUGGCCAGACUUCAUAUUCUCCAUUCUUUCCAUCCCCUGUUAUAUGGAAUGUACACGAUGCCAUUUAAUUACUUCAGUCCCUCACUUAAAGGAAAAAUAAUCUGGACUGUAUUCCAGAAGUACCAGUAGUCUGAAGGUUAACUCGGUGAUUUUCUUUGUCUGCAGACCAAGUGGCUGUAAAGAUCUCACUUGCAUGUUUGCAGUGUUAGUUGCAAGUACUGUUUUGGCAGGCAGGCAAAGUCUCAACAGGCUGUUUGCAUUGAGGUCUAUUUAUAAGGCUUUCCAAUUGGUGAGACUUUCUCUACAUCAAGAAGUUGAACAAGAACCAGCCAUUAUUUUGAGUAUGUACACAAUCAAAUGCCCAAACUCUGUUGUCAGAGCUGCCAGUCUGUGCCAAAGAUGAUUAUUUGUAUGUGUUACUACUGUGCAUGUCAGGCAAGGAUCCAGGAAUAUAGAGAUCCUUGAUUUAGCCACUGUUUCACUGUGGUCUGGGAAAAGGCAGUUCCCUCGGCUUUUUGAGGGUGUUGGUGAUAGAAAUGUAGGAGCCUAGAGGCUGUGGUGGAGAUGGCUUUGUGGACAGCCUAUGUGGGACAAGGCUAGUGGGGUGCCGUGGUUCUCCUCCACACCUGAACCGUGGGUUGUCCAAGUUCUCGUGUGCCAUAAGUGUGGCGUUCACACUGGCUUUCAGGGUCUUCAUAGUAAAAAUAACACAGUGUGUCACCAAUGGUAUUUUAUGUUGUUGCCAUGAUAAGGUGAUGAUAUUUUGAACAUAAUUGGGUUAAGUACCAAAGUGAACUCCUCUGUCAUUUUCUAUGCAAUCAGUGUGUGUGUGUUUGAGAUUUUUAAAUUGUUUCUUGGCUUUCCUUUUAGUGGGGUCUUGCCUCAGCCACUCAAGGACUGUGAGAGAUAGCACAGGUCCAGGUCCCAGCCCGCUGUGGGCCCAUUUGCCAUUUUGCAAGAGAUGUGUCCUGGUGCUAAGACUGAGGCAUUUACAGCAGGCCUGCAUGAUCAGUGCAUGGUUUGCCAUGGGGGUAUCCAGUCCUGUCUCUGUCUCUGCCAGGAGGCGGCUCAACUCUUAGUGAAUGGAAGCCAGGCAUUCCUGUAGGGGGCUGGGUUGCACAGCCUGCCUGGGUCUCUUUUUUGAAACAGAGUUAAAAUGUGUGAAGUUCUUAAAGCAAUGUUCGGUACACUUCAGGGAUCCCAUAAUUCUUAGCUUUUAUUUAGGGCACCCUAGCUAGAGGUUGGAAAAAAAAACAGAAACAAAAGUAUAUUUAUUCCCAAGUGAGAGUAUGUGGAUAUAGGGAUAGGAAAAGAUAUUACUGAUACAAGCUGACUAUCUCUUAUCCAAAAUGGUUGGAACCAGAAGUGUUAGGAUUUCAGAUAUUUUUGGAUUUUGAAAUAUUUGCAUACAUGUAAUCAGAUGUCUUACAUGAAAUUCACGUAUGUCUCACAUGCAGUGUAAAGGCAAUUUAUUCAUUAUUUCUAAAGCACCUGCACUGUGACCCAUCACAGGGGUUCAUGGGUGGGCUUUGUGUAUGACAUCACGUUGGUGCUCACGAAAUUUCAGAUUUUGGAUCAUUUUGGAAUUCAGAUUUUCAGAUGAGGGAUGUACUACCUGUGCUGCUAAUCUGGCAAAGAAUGAUAUGGAUUAUGGAUAACUUUAACUGUCUUCAUGACUUCUCUCUCUGUUUCUCAUCUUCUUUGUGCAGUAUUCUUACCAGAACAGAGCCAGGACUAACUGUGACCUGUGCUGCAGGGAGCAGCUAGCUUCAGAGAGAGCAGGUUCUCUGUGUUGCUGCAUUAGAAGUAUUCACACCCUAAACUCUGACAGGAAUGUCAGGCUGCAGUAUGGUCACAUCCCAUGCCCCCGCUCUCAGCUCAUGUGCCAAGAGGUCAUUGUGUAUAAUGUGGAGCCUUGUGGUCCCAAAAACACUUUAAAUACAGUCACAUAUCACUUAAACAUGGGACAGGUUCUGAGAACAUGGGACAGGUUCUGAGAAGUCAGUCAGCAGGCAGUUUCGUCUUUGUGCAAACAUUAGACAGUGCACUUCCACAAACCAGGACGGCUCUGUCACUGGCGAUGUAAUCUGAUGGGACCACCACUGGUGACCUGAAUGUCAUUAUGUGGCACAUUGAUGUAAACUUGAAUUGCAUUUUUUUGUGAUUGACAGAACACAGAGUUUGCAUAGGAGAGCCACUAGGGGUGUGUGUGGCCUACGCAUGUGACACCAGGAGGCCUCCCCAGGGGACAUCGUGGAAUGUGGGGUUGGGUGGCAAAGGUUAUUUCUUCAUGCCAAGUCCUGGUGGAAGGACCUUCUUGUUAGAGUGGAGGCAGAUGAGAGAGGAUUAGUCAACCAGGGAAAAUGGCAGGGAAGAACCUGCCUGCCAUGGUGGUGAGCUGUGAUUUGUUUUUCUUUUUCAUUAUGCUGUUUGGGCAUCAGCCAUAUGAGAUCAUAGGAACAGGAGAUGGAAAAGACCUACUGUAUGAGGUCAUCCGGCCAUCCCCCCAGGGCUGCUGACCCCACAGUCGAGUUUCCAGCACUCCGGCCAGUUUCUAAGUAAUGACUCAACUGAUGGAGUUUCCACCAUGUCCCAGAGGGAGCAGGAAGGCUGCUGUCUGAGACUGCCGGCUGGAAUCAGGAUGUGUUCAUGUCUCAGGAUGCAGAUCACAAAACAGACACCUUGUGUAGAAGGAGGGAUGGGCUCACAGCACGGACACCGUGUGUGGGAGGAGAGAUGGGCUCACAGCAUAGACGCCAUGUGUGGAAGGAGAGAUGGGCUCACAGCACAGAUGCCGUGUGUGGGAGGAGAGAUGGGCUCACAGCAUAGAUGCCAUGUGUGGAAGGAGAGAUGGGCUCACAGCAGGGACACCAUGUGUGGAAGGAGGAAUGGGCUCACAGCACAGACGCCGUGUGUGGGAGGAGAGAUGGGCUCACAGCAUAGAUGCCAUGUGUGGAAGGAGAGAUGGGCUCACAGCAGGGACACCAUGUGUGGAAGGAGGAACGGGCUCACAGCACAGACGCCGUGUGUGGGAGGAGAGAUGGGCUCACAGCAUAGAUGCCAUGUGUGGAAGGAGAGAUGGGCUCACAGCAGGGACACCAUGUGUGGAAGGAGGAAUGGGCUCACAGCACAGACGCCGUGUGUGGGAGGAGAGAUGGGCUCACAGCAUAGACGCCAUGUGUGGAAGGAGAGAUGGGCUCACAGCAGGGACACCAUGUGUGGAAGGAGGAAUGGGCUCACAGCACAGACGCCGUGUGUGGGAGGAGAGAUGGGCUCACAGCAUAGACGCCGUGUAUGGAAGGAGAGAUGGGCUCACAGCACAGACGCUGUGUGUGGGAGGAGAGAUGGGCUCACAGCACAGACGCUGUGUGUGGGAGGAGAGAUGGGCUCACAGAAUGGACGCCGUGUAUGGAAGGAGAGAUGGGCUCACAGAAUGGACGCCGUGUAUGGAAGGAGAGAUGGGCUCACAGAAUGGACGCCGUGUAUGGAAGGAGAGAUGGGCUCACAGGUGGAUGCCGUAUGACAAAGGGGAGAUGGGCUCACAGCAUAGACGCCGAGUGUGGAAGGGGAGAUGGGCUCACAGCACAGACGCCGAGUGUGGGAGGAGAGGUGGGCUCACAGCACAGACACCGUAUGUGGAAGGAGGGAUGGGCUCAUCCUACCUCAGUUAUGGACUUGCUGUGUGACCUCAGCUCCUCCACUCCUACUCUGUCUGCAGAGAGGGCCUGGCAGCCUCCCUGCAGAAUCUGCUUCACCACGUGCCUCCUCAUUCAAAUGGAUGUAAGUUGCCACCUAUGGAGAAGUUGGAUUUUUCUUUGCUGGCCACCCCUACCUUGGCUCUUUUACUCACUGGUCAGGUACAAAGCACAUGGCCAGGCCAAGACUGUCAGUGAGGCCUUCCUUGAGUCCAGAUUCUGGGUUCCUGAUGUUCAACUGUGUGGUUGCAGCUGGGGCCCCUUCCCUAGGCAUCUGUGUAGCAAAGUUUACAAAGUUGCAGCUUUUUUUUUUUUCCCCACAGGCAGAGUUAGACAGUAAGAGAGAGACAGAAAGGUCUUCCUUCUGUUGGUUCACCCCCAAAAUGGCCGCUACAGCCAGCGUGCUGUGCUGAUCCAAACCCAGGAGCCAGGUGCUUCCUCCUGGUCUCCCAUGGGGUGCAGGGCCCAAGCACUUGGGCCAUCCUCCACUGCCUUCCCGGGCCACAGCAGAGAGCUGGCCUGGAAGAGGAGCAACUGGGACAGAAUCCGGCGCCCCAACUGGGACUAGAACCUGGGGUGCCAGCGCCGCAGGUGGAGGAUUAGCCAAGUGAGCCACGGCACCGGCCAAAAUUGCAGCUUUUGUGGGUAUUAUAUAAUCAUAUUCAGUUAAUGAAACAACAGUUAUUUCCUAUAAGCGGCAUCAGAAACAAUUGAGGAUGAAACUGCCAUCCCCAUGUGUAGCUGAUUUGUGCUGGGCACCAACAGGAACUUGCUUUACUUUCCAUGCCAGCUUACAGCCCCAUACUGUGCUGGGAAGGGGCUGAGGCUGCUGGAAACACCCACAGACAGGGCUGUCUGAAGACACAUCCCCUCAUGUGUUAGCUACAAAACCAGACUCUGCACAGCUGGAAACAAAUCUUACAGACUUACCUUUCCAUUUUUUUCUUAAAAGGAGUUGCUUAAAGGGGUCAAAUGCAUUUUACAGGAAACAAUCCUGUCUUAGACCCAACUUAUUUAUCAUCAUCUUCCUCCUCCUCCUCCUCUUUUCCUCCUUUUUCUGGUGUUGCAGCCUUGUCGACUCCUUUUCUCACUGCAUCAGCUCCUGGCGCAGCCACCUUCCUCCCACAUCUUUCCUGCAGCAGCAGCCUUGUCUUCCCAAGGCUCCUGUCACCUGCCCAGCUUUGCUCGUCCACGCUGCUUUCAGCGUCUUGGCAAGAUCACGCAUUGCAUCAGCCAGAACAGUCUCUUCUGAUGCUCAGAACAGAUCUGUGAACUUCUGUUUUGUUUCCCCUUUAGGAAGGACACAGGUUCUCAUUUGAAUUUCAUCAGGAUCCUUGUCUGCUUCUGCCAGGUCUUCGAGUUUUCCUUUCCCUAUAGCAGAUGUGGUCUCCCAGCUCUGAAUUCUUAGAGUACUCUGUGUGCCUGUGGCACUGCUGGCGUGUUUGCAUAAAGAACACGCAGGAUGACAUCUGCCUGUGAGCUUCUUGGGAUCUCCUUUGUCCAUGUUCAGUUUCUCUCUUGCACUGACACUGCCUUUGUGGUGCUCAAUCUGCUGCAGCCGCUGUGGGAACAGGAGCCAGGUGCAGCCUCCUCACACUUCAUUCUGUACUGUUCCUUCUCAUGGUCCUUGCCUGUGAUCUGAAACUUUCCCCAGAGGAGGGUGUGAAAGUGCAUCACAAGUGGUUGUUCUUGACUGUUCCUCUGCGCUGUCUCCCUGCAAGCACUGAGAGUUUAAACCCAGCCCUGUGGGUAGGUGGAGUGAGAUCCAUAUGUGGUGGUCUCCACAGAAUUGCAGUUAACUGAGACCACAUGAAGCGGGCAUGAGUCCUGUGGCCACAGCAGGGCUACCCUGUGGCUGCACCCCCAGUGGCUCUGUGGCAUUUCCUGGGCACCCCACAUCUUCUAGCUAGCCCGAGUCCUCCCUGCCGGGACCUGGACUGCUCAGGGCUCUUGGUGCCUGUGCCUGGUACUUUGUGUACAGUGCUGCUUGGGGUUAGGUUGUGCCCCUGCCCUCGUAUUGGAUCAGUUAUGCAGUGUUAACAACAGGGACAGGUUCUGAGAGCUGCAUCAUUAAGCAGUUUUGUCAAUGCAGAAACACCAUGGAGUGUACUUAGCAAACCUGAGUGGUAUAGGUCACUCACUCGAUGUGGGAGAUGGAGAAAACGCAGCUUGUAGGGCCAUGAUGUAGCAGGUAAAGCCACCUGCGGUGUCAUCCCAUACUUUGCUGUUUCAAGUCCUGGCUGCUUUUGAUCCAGCUCCCUGCUAAUGCACCUGGGAAAGCAACAAAAGAUGGCCUAAGUGCUUGGGCCUCGUACCCACAUGGGAGAUCCAUAAGAAGCUCCUGGCUCCUGGCUUCAGAUCACCCUAGCUCUGGUCAUUAUGGCCAUUUGGGUAGUGAACCAGCAGAUGGAAGACCUCCAUGUCUCUCUCUCUCUCUCUCUUUCUCUCUCUCUCUCUGUUUCUGCCUCUCUAACUCUGCGUUUCAAAUAAAAAUAAACAAAUCUUUAAAAAAGAAAAUGUAACACCUCUGUGCUACACUGACUUUCAGAAGUAGCGUACACUCCAACAAUAAAAGUGUAGUACAGAAAAUAAACAUGAAAAUUACUUACUAUCACAACCAAGUGUCAUGUACCAUGCAUAAUUGUGUGUGUUUACAUGACUGGCAUAGCAGUGAGUGUGUGCAUACCGUGUCACCACACAUGCAUGAGGAAUGCACUACAUGGUGGUGCUACAGUGUCACACAGCUAGGAAGUCACUAGAUGGACAGGAACUUCCAUAACCAUUACAAUGGUCUGGGACCCUGGUUGUAUAUGUGUACUGACCACAACGGCACUGUGCAGCUGAAGACUGUGUUUGUUUUGUUCUGCCAUUUGUUUAUGUAUGACACCUUUCACAUAUAGACACAGAGAGGGUUUUGCUCUUUUCAAGCUUGUUUGUCCCACCUCCAUCUGCAGUUAGGCACCUGGGUGCUGACAGGUAAGCAGAUUGGCACCUGGGCAUCAGACCAGUGUCCCGUCAACAUGUGCAUGAGGCCCUCGUCCAUGUGCAGCACUGUCAGGCUGUCAUCGGACACGAUGAGAUGCCCGGGGUGCCCUCAUUGUGUGCUGGUGGCUAGCAGGCAGUGGUAUCCCAUAGGUGGCCAAGAUACAGCAGAGAAGAGGCCAGACCCAAGUGUUUAGUUAUGAGGGCCCUGUCCAUCAAAUCACAGAAAACUACCUCAUCAUCUGUGUGCAUUUCUGAGAAUUCACAGAAAAAAAAGCAGCCUCUGCUGUCACUUAUGCUUCUC